Molecule: messenger RNA, 2136 nt
Organism: Gymnogyps californianus (California condor)
Lineage: Eukaryota; Metazoa; Chordata; Aves; Accipitriformes; Cathartidae
Gene: NQO2
Product: N-ribosyldihydronicotinamide:quinone reductase 2
Exons: 8
Coding region: 100-843 (247 amino acids)
Cellular component (GO): cytosol
Molecular function (GO): NAD(P)H dehydrogenase (quinone) activity
Source: RefSeq, a predicted model, not a curated record
GGGAGGGCCGCUCACAGCCCCGCCGCAGGGGUACGCCGGGCCGCGGGCCGCAGGCCGUAUCAGAUUCUCAAGACAGAAGCUAGCAAGUGCUUCCAGAAAAUGGCAGGGAGAAAAGUCCUGAUAGUCUAUGCACAUCAAGAGCCCAAGUCCUUGAACGGAUCUUUGAAGAGGGUUGCUGUGGAAGAACUGAGCAAGCAGGGCUGCAGUGUUACAGUGUCUGAUUUAUAUGCAAUGCAGUUUGAGCCAAGAGCGACAAGAAAUGACAUUGUUGGUUGCUUGCACAACUCAGAAGAAUUCAAUUAUGGCGUGGAGGCAUGGGAAGCUUACAAGAGAGGAAGUUUGUCCAACGAUCUGAUUGAAGAGCAAAAGAAGGUGCAGGAAGCAGACUUAAUGAUUUUUCAGUUUCCCUUGUAUUGGUUCAGCAUGCCAGCAAUCAUGAAGGGCUGGAUGGACAGAGUCUUGGUCCAAGGAUUUGCUCACGAAUUUCCAAACUGUUAUGAUUCCGGUUUGCUUAAGAACAAAUUAGCCCUGUUUUCUUUCACCACUGGAGGAAGCAAAGAGAUGUAUGCAAAAGGAGGUAUCAGUGGUGAUAUUCGCUAUCUCCUGUGGCCCAUGCAGCAUGGAAUCAUGCACUUUUGUGGUGUCAAAGUCCUUGCACCUCACGUCUGCUUCGCUCCAGAGUAUGUCUCUGAGGAGAAGAGGAAGGAGAUGCUGAUUGCCUGGGCCCAGCGUCUGAAGACUCUUUGGAAGGAAGAACCCAUAAACUGCUCUCCUGAGUGGUAUUUCAAGGAAUAUGCUGCCCAUAUUCAACCUUGUUAUGGCCAAUCCUGUUCUUUGAAAUGAGAGCUCUACACUUGUGCCUUUGAGCUAUGAAGCCAGAUCAUGAAUAACGCAAAAGGAUGUACAGUUGCACAGUGACUUAGAGCUGGAAAGCCUUGUGGUCAGCCUUAGGCUUUCCCACAUAUUUACAAAGCAAUAUUAAAGCUAUGACAGACACCAGAAAAGGAAAAAAAUGAAUACAAAUAUCGUAUAGCUGUAUGUGCAUGUAUUGCCUUUCUUUAUAGAAUGUAGCUCCCAUUUGUAAAGUAGGUAGUUUCCUAAAAUCAAAGGGAGUUCUCUAUUUUUGUUACCCUAAGUAGAGACAAAAAGGAAUCCUAUCUGUUCCCUGCCCCUUCACACCAGUCAGUAUCGCUGUUUGGGUCUGGAGGGCUGGGUGCAUCCCCUCCGGCAUCAGUGUAGGUGGGCGUCCUUGGAGAUCUCCAGCAUGGGCAGGCAGCAAAGCAGAACGCAUACCUGAAAACCUGCAGGAGCACUGUCUGUCUAUGAGCCAGGAUCUAGUGGGACAAAAUGACUGUCUGGCUCUUAACAUCCGUGAUUUUUACCUUGAACUUUAGCGGGGUUAUUUUUGUGCUUGAGAGCUGUUAACCCUUUUUGUGCAUAUGGCAAAGGGUGGGUUUCUCGCUUAGCUACACAAUUUCUUGCUUUGAUCAGCUUACCUAACAGCUGGCUUUACACUUUGAUAUUAAAAGAACGUGGCCUGAAUAACAAAUGGUCUUCUAAGUCACUGUCAAACGACACUUAGGCCUCUGCAUACAGAGUAUGCAUCUGCCAUACGUUCUUUGUAGCAGCCUUGUCAUGCCCCACUCUUAUGUUUCUUUAAGGGCUAUUUGGAUAAUAAACAUGCUGAGCCCAGAUUCUGGAGUGGCAGCGUAAGCUGAUACACCAGACUGGGAACUGCUACUGCAGGGAGAGUCACAUGUUCCUAUUUGUCACCGUAUGAAGUGAAGGGCCACCUGUAGCAGAGACAGACCCCUGGAAGCAGCGCUGCCCUAAGCUGUUGCAGAUGUCUGCUUCAGUGCAUAUGAGUCAAAGCCUUUAGGUUACACAAGCAAGAAAUUUGCUUUGGCUCAACAACUCAUAUAGGAAAAAGAAAGUGAAAGGGAAUAAAAUGGAAAAUGUUAUACACAUAAGUUGUGGGGAAAGCAGAUUCUUGCCUAAAAGACUUAAGGAAAACAAUUUUAAGUUACCUGAAGAGAGAUUGAAGGACAAAUGCAAAUAGUAAAAUUGUAUAGGAGAGGAAUCAUCCUUAUGUUCACUGUAUUCAGUUACCAGACAAUUCAAUAAAGAAGGAAAUGG